AAAAAAGAUGUCACAGUUGAUAUCAUUUUCCAUACUUUUUUUUUUUUUUUUUAAUAAAUUGAUUAAAGUACCUCGCGCUUUGCAGAAGCCACUGUGAUGUUGGACAUAUUUAUCAGCAAUUUAUCAUUAUCGAAUAGUAGAUCUACGAACGAAAGCGUUUCAGGUGCGAAGUCGAAAGUGUUUGGGAGCUGAAUGGGUCUUCUAAGCAUCAUUAGGAAAAUCAAGAAGAAAGAGAAGGAAAUGCGAAUUCUUAUGGUUGGAUUGGACAAUUCUGGGAAAACCACAAUCGUUUUGAAGAUAAAUGGGGAGGACACUAGCGUCAUCAGUCCCACGCUUGGUUUCAACAUCAAAACCAUCGCAUACAACAAGUACACUCUGAACAUAUGGGAUGUUGGGGGCCAGAAAACAAUAAGAUCUUACUGGAGAAACUACUUUGAGCAAACAGAUGGUUUGGUUUGGGUAGUUGACAGUUCAGAUCUGAGAAGGUUGGAUGAUUGCAAAUUUGAGCUAGAUAACCUUCUAAAGGAAGAGAGGCUAUCUGGAGCUUCUUUACUGAUACUGGCAAAUAAACAGGACAUAAAAGGUGCCCUUAGGCCUGAAGAAAUAGCUAAGGUGCUGAACUUGGAAGCCAUGGAUAAAUCUCGGCAUUGGCAGAUAAUUGGCUGUAGUGCAUACACUGGUGAGGGUCUGCUUGAGGGAUUUGAUUGGUUGGUUCAGGACAUAGCCUCUAGAAUCUACAUGCUUGACUAAUCUUGUUUAGGCCAUCUUCCAUGAAAUGUUUCCAACUUAAAGGAGAAUUCUUAAAUCUUAUAUACUGUCUUUGGAAGACAUUAUGGAUUCACUGCAUCACUGAUAUGUUCCAGAUGGAUGUCCUUUUUUUUUUGGGUGAAUGUGGUGCUUGUACCAUAUUACAUUUUGAAACCGCAAGAAACUGGAUGACUUGCAGGUUGCAGGUUACUUACCUAUCUUAGUAUCCAUUAUAUAUGAGAAGGCUUUAAUAUAAAAGCUUGAACUCGGAGAAGAA
Gastrolobium bilobum is the source of this 1024-nucleotide messenger RNA. RefSeq names its product ADP-ribosylation factor-like protein 2. The record is from RefSeq and is a predicted model, not a curated record. Bases 193 to 750 code for a protein of 185 amino acids. The transcript is spliced from 5 exons. Gene Ontology annotation, molecular function: GTP binding; GTPase activity. Gene Ontology annotation, cellular component: cytoplasm; microtubule cytoskeleton. Gene Ontology annotation, biological process: protein folding. Lineage: Eukaryota; Viridiplantae; Streptophyta; Magnoliopsida; Fabales; Fabaceae.